AGAGGGGAGGGAGCUGACGCGCUGGGCCAGCCUCUAUAUAAAGUGAUGAGUCGAGUCUUCAGCUGUUAGUGUUGUUCUUGCUCCUGAUCAUCACUAACUUUUCUGCGGUUUACUGAAGAUCAACUUUUCCUGCGACGCUUCGUCUUUGAAUCAAGAGACAUGGAAUUAACGAUCACUAUGCUGACCGGGCAGUCCGUCACACUGACGGUGAACCCCCAGGAGACGGUGGGCUACCUGAAGCAGGUCGUCCAGCAGAAACUGCAGGUGCCCGUUCAGAAGCAGCGGCUGCUGUUCGACAACGGCCAGCGGACUGACCUGAACGACGACCUGCGUCCCGUGGGCUCCUACGGGCUGCACUCCGGCUCCAGGCUGUCUCUGCUGGUGAUCGAGCCGGCCCCCGUGCAGGUGUUCGAGCCGGCCCCCGUGCAGGUGUUCCUGAGGAAUGAGAAGAACGUGCUGACCACCUACGAAAUCACACCCGAGGAGACCGUGAGCGACUUCAAGCGCAGGGUCAAGGCCAGGGAGGGAGUGCCGGAGUCGCAGCAGAGGCUGGUGUACCAGGGCACGGAGAUGAGCAACGACAAAGCCAAACUGUCAGACUACAACGUGAAGGCCCUGGGCACCAUCGAACUGUUAAUGCGUCUGAGAGGAGGAAACUGAUCAUCAUCUGAUCAUCUUCUCAUCAUCACAUAGCCUUAAACACAGUGCUUCCUAGUUGUUUUUUAUUUUAACAACACAUUCCAACUUUUACAUGAGAAUCCAUACAUUCUUUUUUUUGCUUCCUUUUUUGGGGGGGGGGG
Pleuronectes platessa (European plaice) is the source of this 800-nucleotide messenger RNA. RefSeq lists its product as uncharacterized. The transcript has 2 exons. The record is from RefSeq and is a predicted model, not a curated record. Gene Ontology annotation, molecular function: protein binding. Bases 160 to 660 code for a protein of 166 amino acids. Gene Ontology annotation, biological process: post-translational protein targeting to endoplasmic reticulum membrane. NCBI's taxonomy places the organism in Eukaryota, Metazoa, Chordata, Actinopteri, Pleuronectiformes, Pleuronectidae.